This is a messenger RNA of Gryllus bimaculatus (two-spotted cricket), 228 nucleotides long. NCBI's taxonomy places the organism in Eukaryota, Metazoa, Arthropoda, Insecta, Orthoptera, Gryllidae. The record is from the annotation of a GenBank genome assembly.
AUGUGGACGCUGCAGUUCCUGGCGCAGGUGACGAAGGGCGUGUCGGCCGAGGUGGCGCCCGAGCCGUGGGAAGUGACGUUCCAGCAGCCGGCGUCCGACUACCUGGACUUCCGGCACCGCCUCGACACGGCCAACGUCUCCCUGGAGAACGUGAUCGUGCGCGAGUCAGAGGAGGCCGUGGUGGGCACGGUGAAGGUGCGCAACCUGUGCUUCCAAAAGGAGGUGCUG